Messenger RNA from Meriones unguiculatus (Mongolian gerbil), 3217 nucleotides. Its product is annotated as SEC14-like protein 4. The transcript is spliced from 12 exons. The record is from RefSeq and is a predicted model, not a curated record. Gene Ontology annotation, cellular component: cytoplasm. NCBI's taxonomy places the organism in Eukaryota, Metazoa, Chordata, Mammalia, Rodentia, Muridae. Bases 34 to 1272 code for a protein of 412 amino acids.
GGUAGCGGCACCUGAGGCCAGGCAGGGUGCACCAUGAGCGGACAAGUCGGGGACCUGAGCCCGCGGCAGGAGGAGGCACUGGCCAGGUUCCGGGAGAACCUCCAGGACGUGCUGCCCACCCUGCCCAAGGCUGAUGACUACUUCCUUCUGCGCUGGCUCCGAGCUCGGAACUUUGACCUUAAGAAAUCCGAGGACAUGCUCCGGAAGCAUGUGGAGUUCCGGAAUCUGCAUGACCUGGACCACAUCCUGACGUGGCAGCCAUCAGAGGUGAUCCAGCUCUAUGACUCAGGCGGUCUGUGUGGCUAUGACUACGAAGGCUGCCCUGUGUGGUUUGACAUCGUUGGGACAAUGGACCCCAAGGGGCUCUUGAUGUCAGCUUCUAAACAGGACAUAAUCCGGAAGCGGAUCCAAGUCUAUGAGCUGCUUCUUCAUGAGUGUGAGCUGCAGAGUGAAAAGUUGGGCAGGAAGAUUGAGAGAAUGGUGAUGGUAUCCGAUGUGGAAGGGCUGGGCCUGAGGCACCUGUGGAAGCCAGCUGUGGAGGUCUACCAGCAGUUUUUUGCCAUCUUGGAAGCAAAUUAUCCUGAGACGGUGAAACAUCUAAUCGUUAUUCGAGCUCCCAAGCUUUUCCCGGUGGCCUUCAACCUGGUCAAGCCCUUCAUGGGUGAGGUGACGCAAAAGAAGAUAGUGAUUCUGGGCGCUCACUGGAAACAGGAGCUACUCAAGUUCGUGAGCCCUGAUCAACUCCCUGUGGAAUUCGGGGGGACUAUGACUGAUCCUGAUGGCAACCCCAAGUGCCUGACCAAGAUCAACUACGGGGGUGAUGUACCCAAGCACUAUUUCAUGUGCAAGCAGGAGAGGCUGCAGUACGGGCACACUGUGGUUGUGGGCCGAGGCUCUUCCCACCAGGUGGAGAAUGAGAUCCUGUUCCCAGGCUGUGUGCUCAGGUGGCAGUUUGCAUCCGACGGUGGAGACAUUGGCUUCGGGAUUUUCCUGAAGACCAGGAUGGGGGAGCGGCAGAAGGCCGGGGAGAUGGUGGAGGUGUUGCCCAGCCAGCGCUUCAAUGCCCACAUGGUCCCUGAGGAUGGGAGCCUCACCUGCCUCAAGGCCGGAGUCUACGUCCUGCGCUUUGACAACACCUACAGCCUCCUGCACACCAAGAAGGUCAGCUACACAGCAGAGGUGCUGCUCCCAGACAAGGCCUGUGAGGAGACUUUGCAGGGCCUCCAAGCAACGAGCCCUCCUCAGGACAGUGAAGACUCUGGCCGCCUCUGACCCUGCUCCAUUCAACUCCUUCGCACACUCCAACCCCCUUCCCCCCGAGGCAGAGUGACGCUGAAGAUGGCUACAGAGCUCUCCAACCCCACCUCCAUCUCAGCCUCCCCAAGACCGCUUAGACACAUGCCAGAACGUUCAUCCCUUGUACCUAGAGAAUGGGGUUGAGGGCAACACCAGACAUCCGCUGGUUUGUUCUCGUCCUCCUGAAGACACCCACCUACCCAGGACUCAGCCAUGCCCGGUGUCCCAGCUGGAAUUGGGUUACAGGAGCUCCGUGUCCUGUUCUCCUCUGGGAGCAGAGCUGCAGAGCUGCAGGCUGGCUUCGGCAAGGAAGAGAAGGGCCAGCUGGAGGCGGCUGGGAGGGCUGGGAGAGAAGGGUGAGGCCCCAGCAAAAGCAGAGCAUCAAGGCCUUUGUAAAUCCCCCCUUCCCUUGGAAGGGGUAGCAGAGGUGGAGAGGCAGAGCUUGACAAGGUUGAGCAGGUUGCUGGGUCUAAUGAAGAGGCACUCACACAAACACACACACACACACACACACACACACCCCUACACACACACCUGCUAGGAGUCUGCUGAUACUCAACACAGACUCUUUCCUUUUUCAUAAGGCAGUUGCCCAGGCCAAACCGUCUUCAAACUCACUGUAUAGCCCAGGCUGCCCUCACUGUAUAGUGCUGCCCUCUUCAGUGUCUGUGCUGAGAUUACAGACGUGCACCACUAUACCUGACAAUCUUUAGUUCUUUCUGGCCCGAGUGGAACUCAGAACCAAGCUAAGCUGCAGAGAGGUACCGGUACUGGAGUGCAGGAUGAAUCAUUCUGGGGGUUCACCCUGGCCUCUUACUGGCUUCUUGGAGAACCUUCCAACUUGCCAUUCCCAUUCGUGUCUCAAGGAGAGAGUUGAAAGGCAGCUGCCUGCAUCCCUUCCACACAUGAUCCAGGAAGUAGCGGAUGAUGGUUCUGCCGGUGAUAUCUCAAAGGCUGAGCCUCCUAGCAUCCACAGGUAGUCAACCAGCCCACCAUUGGGUGGACUGAACCUAAGAGCAGACUCUGCGGACCUAGGCUGUGCUUCACUUCUCCCUCCUGGGCCUCUGGCUGGGACAGAAGACUGUAUCCCACAUACGAUCGCUCAGACACUGCCAUGGAGUCAUGGAUGCUGCCUUCUUUGUCCUUCUAUGCUUCUUGGCAAACUCUCCCUGGAAUUAAUGUAAAUGUAACUUUUAUUCUCCUAAGGUAAUUAUCUCUGAGGCUUAUUAUAAGCCUCUAUCUGCUAACCUAAGCCUAGCCCUGGAAGCUUCUAGCCUCCAUAUAAUCUAAUCUAGGCCUAGAAUGCUUUCAGCCUCUGAGAUUUGCUGCUGAUUAAGUUCACCCUUUCUAGUUCUUUCUAAACUCUUGCUGGCUAGUUCAACUCAACGGUUCUGGCUCAAACUCUAAGAUGACUGAUACCAUCUGGCUUCUCUCUUGGCCUCUGACUGAAUUGUUCUGCUUGGUCUCGUACUAACUUUGGCAAUAUGCUCUAAUCUUCUGGCUCCUUUUCACUCUCUGGCUCAUUCUGUCUUCAUCUGUGUCUAGCUUUUUCUCUCUUCAGUCUGUCUCUAUAAAACCCUCCCAGUAAAAACUGCCUCUGAGUUCCACAAACUUAACUUCCAUAAACUCAACUCCACUGCACUGCCCACAGAACUACCCAAACAGAAUUGACUAGAACUCAGAGAUCUACUUGCCUCUGUCCUGAUAAAAGACAUGUACCACUGCAUCUGUACCCAAGGAUUUCUUUACCUGAAACCUGCUCUGUGCUAGGCUUAAACUCAGAUCUGCUUGCCCUCUGUCUCCUGGGAUUAAAGGUGUGUCUGCAUUUCAUCUGGAGCACACAGACCUAGGUCUUUGGAUGUUAUAACUUGACAGACCAGCCAUGUAUGUUCUGAAUUAAAAUUCUUUUACAAAUUAAUGA